Messenger RNA from Striga hermonthica, 2393 nucleotides. The record is from the annotation of a GenBank genome assembly. NCBI's taxonomy places the organism in Eukaryota, Viridiplantae, Streptophyta, Magnoliopsida, Lamiales, Orobanchaceae.
AUGCACUUUGGCCAUCAAAACCCUCCAUCACGCUCUCAAAACCCUCCACUGUCGCCACCGCUCUCUUUUGCAAAAUUUUUGUCGUCGCUUCUCAGGCAUCACCAGUUGUCGUCCGUCGACCACGAGGCCCGCACGACCUUCUCCACGCGUCAGCCGUCUGUUGACUGCGAGCCCUGCUCGACCCCCAUCACACGACCGUCGUUCUUCAGCCCGCACAACUGCGUCACCUACGCCGUCAACGCCUUCUUUGGGCCGGACAUCGGCUCCUUCUCCGAGUGGCUGACCUCAACCUUGUGUUUGGGUAGGCACUGCUCUACAGCUGGGUGUCACGAAUUCUGGUCCAAUAGGGCGUUCUUGAUUUGUUCUCUGGGGCAAACACAACCUAAAACUGCUAUCUCCAUAAACACCUGCAGCCCAAGGGAUCGGUUCGUCAUGCCGUCAAUGGCUUCCAGUAGCUCCACCCACACUGACAAAAUUAACCAGCCCAACGGGCUAGAUGCUGAUUUUGUUGUCAGGAGACAGCAGAUUGAACAGCACAGGAAAGCACUUCCGAUUGCUGAAGUCCAAAAGAGACUCUUGGAGGAGGUUAGUAAAAAUGACGUACUAAUUAUUGUUGGUGAAACUGGCAGUGGGAAGACAACUCAGUUACCACAGUACCUAUGUGAUGGUGGGUUUUGCCGCAAUGGUGGAAUCAUUGGGGUGACUCAACCAAGACGUGUGGCUGCUGUAACCGUUGCAAAAAGGGUUGCUGAGGAAUGUGGAGUCACAUUAGGACAAAAAGUCGGUUAUGCCAUAAGAUUUGAGGAUGUAACUUCCGGCUCUACAAGGAUCAAAUACAUGACGGAUGGCUUGUUAUUGAGGGAAGCAUUAUUGGAUCCUUACCUUUCCAAAUAUUCAGUUAUUAUUCUGGACGAGGCUCAUGAGAGAACUGUUCAGACUGAUGUAUUACUUGGCCUGUUGAAGACCGUACAAAGGACAAGGUCUUCAGGUGCCAGUGACAUGGCACAUAAUGAUCACAUAAAAGGUGAGAAUGGUGUACCAUUGGAGAAGGAGUAUAUUCAAAGUACAAUUUGUCUGAAGCACAACCGAGGGAAAAAGUUGUACCCAUUAAAGUUAAUUAUCAUGUCAGCCAGUCUGGAUGCACAGAUUUUUUCCAAGUAUUUCGGUGGUGCAAGGGCUGUUCAUGUUCAGGGACGACAGUAUUCUGUUGAUGUACUGUACACUCGUCAACCAGAGACCGAUUACUUAGAUGCAGCCUUGAUUACUAUAUUUCAGAUACAUCUGGAGGAAGGGCCAGGUGAUAUACUUGUGUUCUUGACUGGUCAAGAAGAAAUAGAAUCUAUAGAGAGGCUCGUCCAAGAGCGCCUUCCAAAGUUAACUGAAAGUAAACGCAAUCUGUCAGUUGUAUCGAUUUUCGCAUCUCUUCCAUCAGAGAAGCAAAUGAAAGUUUUCUUGCCUGCCCCUGCUGGGUUUCGUAAGGUAAUAUUAGCAACAAAUAUUGCUGAAACAUCGGUGACCAUACCUGGAAUCAAGUAUGUAAUUGACCCAGGAAUGGUCAAAGUGCGCACAUAUGAUCCUUCUACAGGGAUUGAGCCGUUGAUCAUUGUUAAAACAUCAAAAGCACAAGCACUUCAGCGGAGUGGGCGUGCUGGACGUGAGGGACCUGGGAAAUGCUACCGUCUUUAUCCUGAGAAUGAAUUUUAUAAGCUCAAGGAUUCCACAACACCUGAAAUAAAGAGAUGUAAUCUUUCGAAGGUUAUCCUACAACUUAAAGCUUUAGGCAUUGAUGAUAUUGUUGGGUUUGACUUCAUUGAAGAACCAGACAGGAUGUCCAUUAUGAAGUCAAUGGAGGAGUUGUUUUUGUUAGGUGCUCUUACGGAUGAUAGUAAAUUAUCCGAUCCAGUUGGUAAUCAAAUGGUCAGGCUUCCAUUAGACCCUAUUUAUUCGAAGGCUCUCGUUGUUGCCAACCAAUUUAUUUGCUUGGAGGAAAUGUUAAUAGUUGUGGCAAUGCUGUCGGUUGAGUCUAUCUUUUAUGCUCCUCGUGAAAAAUUGGAAGAGGCACGCACUGCUUUGAGAAGAUUCUCGAGUCCUGAUGGGGAUCAUUUGACAUUAUUACACACAUAUCGUGCUUCUGACGAAUUCUUGGAGAAGAGCAAGCAAGUAAGCAGCAAUGAAAAAGCCGAAAAGAAACUCAGAAAAUGGUGCAAGGAGAAUUUUAUCAAUAGCCGCUCCCUUAAACAUGCUCGUGAUAUCCACAGUCAAAUACGGAGAACUGUUGAACAAAUGGGUCUCAGUGUCACCUCGUGUGGGGAUGAUGUGCUUCCACUCAGAAGAUGCUUUGCUGCUUCAUUUUUUCUAAAUGCAGCUUUGAAGCAGCCAGAUGGUACUUACAG